GAAAUAUUUGGCAUCUACGUUUGUAAUGUCGGAUGUGGCCUGUGUGUGUUUUGGUGCUAUUUUGGCAGUAACUGACGCCGCUGAGAACCAGAAGAGCAAUGGAGCAGCAGCAGCAGCAGCAGCAGCAACACCAAGCAGGUGCAGCAGGCAAGGUGAGCUGGUCGAGUGCGGCUGCCUCUCCCAUGACCCUCCCAGAGAAGACACAGAAGGUGUUUCCUGAAGAGAAUUCUGUUGCCAGGAUUGAAGCAGAGGUGUACUAUGGAAUUGCCUUGCCAGAGGGAGAGGGAUUGGAGGAGGGAGACAUCAAGAAGGUAUUUGUGGACAAGACUGAGUGCCUCGCUGCCAUGAAGAAGUACCGAGGGUCACGUUUCAAGGCCUUCAGGACAUAUGAUGACGCCCUGAAAUUCUCAGAGGCUGGGGCGGCAGCCUCUCAAGGGGGUACAGGGGAGGAGGGAGCCAUCACCCCACAGCCCCUCUUCAAUGUGGAGAAACCCAGUCCAUACCGUGGCCCAAAAUCACAGGACUUGGUAAAAUUCAGGAAGUCUAUUGAAAAGGGAGACUUUGAUUACUUCAGCCGUUGUGUGAUGGAGAAUCCUCGUUACCUGGUGAGCAGUGGCGACACACCUGCUGUGCUUCAGGAAGGCUUCCGCUACAAUGCACUCCACGUAGCCUGCCGCACAAACCGUCCAGCCUUUGUGCAGAGGGUCCUCGCCCAAGUCUCCCAGCCAGUGUUCUUCCAGCGCCUCUAUCCUGAUGACAGCUUUGAGAGUGCCACCAGACGCAGUGCCUUCCUCCUGGACCUCUACCUCAACACCCCAGACAAAGGCUUUAACGAGACACCGCUGCACUUUGCCAGUAAACACGGCAGCCUGGAGUGUGUCCGAGUCCUUGUGGCAUUCCGAAGCUGUGACACAACUCGUCCUAACAAGUAUGGGCAGACAGCAGCUGAGAUCGCUGGCAGUCGGAUGAAGGAACCGUCCAAGGCCGUCAUUGAGGAAAUCCGUCAGGCAAUGGGUGACAAGUACUACGUGCCACUGCUGAAGGACGACGACCUCUAUCUGUUACCUCAGGUGGGGAGUCCCUGGUCACCACAGAUGGACUCCCCAACAAGUCCCCGUAGUGAACGGUUCCUCACCUCCAGUCCAAUCAGUGUUGCUUCCGCCAGCCCCAUCAGCCCCUCCCUCAAGGUGCGAGGAGUGGCAGGUCCCAUGAGCUGCUCCCAGGCAGAGACCUUCCAUCGUCUGUGGAAAAGCAGCACCACUUCAUCAUCUCUCUCCACCACUCCCUCCCCAGCCCGUCUGGGAAGAGGAAUGCGCCCCGCCUCCCUGCGCGUCACCGACCAUGAGAAGGGACUGGAACGUGCUGGAAGGAACCUGGCAGCUGAGCAGAAGGUGGGGUGGCAGGAGUACUGGGGCUUCCUGGGCACCUUUGUGAACCUGGCCAGCGAGGAGGGCCUGGGUCUCCUUGAAUGGCACCUCAAGAGACAGACAAACAAUCUGAGGAUGGAGAAAGAACAGCUGAGUGCUUCUGAAUUGGCUGCCAAGCUGAAGGAGAUUCUGAAGGAGCCAGAAGAGGAGCAGGUGGUCUCGCCGUCACGCACACGGCAUGAAGAGGGCGUGAGUGGCCUGUCUCAGUCGUCAUGGCUGAGCCAGGCCUCUGGAAGCCCCCUUGCCCAACUGUGUCGGGGACUGGAAGCACUGCGCCUCAAUGCCUCCAUCUCCCCCCAGGGUGAUCUGUCCCAUACUGCAUGCAGGCAAUUUCUGUCAUCCCUGGAGCAGCAGUUGUCCCCAGGGUGUGGCAGCUCCCAGGGGUGUGAGGAGCCACAGGGGGCACAGGGCCUGGUGGAGCAGGUGUCCUAUGUGCUCAAGUCAGUGGAGGUGUCGGCAGGACGGCUGAGCGAGGCGCUGCGUGAAGUGGCCCUGGACCUGCAGGCCAGCGUGGCUGCCAGCCUGGGCAUGAACCGCACCCUGAGGGCCAAGCUGCGCUCCGAGGUGGCCUGCCUGCGGUCAGUGGUUGCUCGGGCUGCAUCUGAGCUGGGGCCAGGGGGCAUGGACCUGGGGUUUGUCCACCCACUGGUGGCUGGCCGGGCUGUGCUGGCCCUGUGGCAUGGCGCUGCACCGGCAGAUGUGGCCGCCAUCACCCAGGCUGUGCGGCGCAUCGUGUCCCACAUGGACCUGGUGCCCCUGGACUCAUCAGAUGAGGAGAAUGACAGCAGCAGCAGGCACUUCGAGGCACCACAGCGCAGCACACGAGGGGACACGCACCACUUGGCCUGUGUGCUGCGGUGUCUGGAUGUGGCUCUGCAGGCAGUCACCAACACUUCAGAUGGCAUCACAUCCCCAGAGGUGCCACAGCUGGGACAGUGCCACUGUCCCUGGGAGAUGAAUGAUGGCUCCCGCAUCAACAGGAAGACCUCAGCUAAGGCCACAGUGCCUGCCAGUGCCUUAGAGAGAGAGAGAGCCACAGCCUAUUUGCAGAAAGCACUGCAGGGGAAACAGUAUGACCCUGUGGUGCGGCACCUGUCCUUCACCCAGGAGGAAGGUGAAGAGGAGGAGAUAGUGGUGAGGGCCACACUGGGAGCCAAGGAAGGAUUCAGGGUAUCCCAGGGGGCAGCAUACACCUCAGAGAGCAGAGACAGUGGCCAGGAGGAGCUGGAUCCGGGCGCCAGGAGCCCCGACAGCUUCGUGUCUGCUGCCUCAAGCCUGGAUGAGGACAUGUGCACCCCAGAGGAGGGGCCCAGGGUGUUCAUUGGAGGAGCGGAGCCCACGAAGACAGAUGUGGAUGUGCUGGAUGCUGUGGGUGACCGGCUGGUGGAUCAGCAGAAGUACCCGCACAUCUUUCAGUGGCAGUUGCUUGUCAAGUCCUUCUCAAAGGAGGAACGGGGAAGUUUGGCUUCUCCUUUCUGCCGGCAAGGAAGAAGAAGAGGAACACCUGGAGGAGGAACAGGAGACAAGGUUGGAUCUGCUCCCUCUGAAUACAACACACCACACCGUCCUUCUUACUCCCGCCAUCCUGCCUCCACACCUCGAAUCCUCUUCCGCCCUUUGUAACACUCACACACACACACACACACACACACACACACACACACCAAUAGAUAUAAUUCUUCAGCUAUACAUGUAGAAAUUCACCUAGUCAUUUGUUUGCCUUCCACACAAGAACACACACAUACAUACCCACACAUAUAUACAUAUAUCCAUACUUGCAGGUGCCUCAGGACAGGUAUAUUGAUAUAUGUAUACCUAAUGCAUAUUUUACUAUAUUUCCAUGUAUUGUGGAUUGAUUGUGGGAUUUUUAUCUACUCAUGCACAAAUUCAAGAAUGUAUGCAUAGUUUAUUUAUACAGAGAUGCAUUGCCAUGCCAUGUAUAGUAUUUAAAAAGAGUAUUUUAUAAUAUAUCAAAAGUUGCUCUCUCUCUCUCUCUCUCUCUCUCUCUCUCUCUCUCUCUCUCUCUCUCUCUCUCUCUCUCUCUCUCUCUCUCUCUCUCUCUCUCUCUCUCUCUCUCUCUCUCUCUCUCUCUCUCUCUCUCUCUCUCUCUCUCUGUGGAAGGUAUUGAUAUUUUCCUCAUAAGGCAUAGAAUUGUGCCUUAUUGCAUGACACAGUGAUCCUUAAUGCAUUUCUUCCUCCCACUUUUCUCUUUUUAUUUUCCUAAGUAACAAGAAUACUUAGUUUAGCCACCCUAACUUACAUUUUGCUUCUCUGGUAUUAGUAUUUAAGUAAUGGUCUAAUUUAUAUUGCUUCCUAUGAGUUUAUUGAUGGUGUAAGGAUAUUGUGCCUUUAUUGUAUCAGAAGAGCCCUUUUAUUUUGGCAACUUAGGAACCAAAGAUGGAUUUUUGUUUUUAUUGGACAUUUGAAGUGCAAUUUUUGGUUCUGUGUGUGUGUGUGUGUGUGUGUGUGUGUGUGUGUGUGUGUGUGUGUGUGUGUGUGUGUGAUAAUUAUGGUCAAUAUAUCUUAAGUUUGUGGUCUUUGUCAGUUUAUAGCAUGUGUGUGCAAACAUCUGUGUGUGUGUGUGUGUGUGUGUGUGUGUGUGUGUGUGUGUGUGUGUGUGCUUAUUUUAUUUCAUUUUCCUUUAGUCUAGGAUCAUUGCCAAUUUGUAAGAUUAUUGUGUGUGUGUGUGUGUGUGUGUUCAAUUUGAUUUUCCCUUGUAUUAUGCAUAAGCUUACUGCCAAUUCACUGUUGAGAUGCAUUGGCAAGGUGAUAAGACUUGUCCAACACACUUGCUUGGGAUGCUGUGGCCACAAGUGAAGAAAAUUUACUAUUAAUUUUUUA
Messenger RNA from Scylla paramamosain (green mud crab), 4268 nucleotides. It is a transcript of the gene Ankle2, whose product is annotated as ankyrin repeat and LEM domain-containing protein 2-like. Gene Ontology annotation, molecular function: protein binding. The coding region runs from base 99 to 3050 and encodes 983 amino acids. The record is from RefSeq and is a predicted model, not a curated record. The transcript has 13 exons. NCBI's taxonomy places the organism in Eukaryota, Metazoa, Arthropoda, Malacostraca, Decapoda, Portunidae.